AAGACAGUGCCACCUGGUACUUCAUCCAUGCUUCCUUGGCCCCAUAAAAAUUUCUCCACAUUCUUCUUCUCAUUUUAAUCAUACAGGAAAGAGAAAAGAAAAACACACACACACACACACACCCCCCCACCGUGUUUCAUUCUUGGUUUAAUUUCCGGGUUAAUCAUUUUGCUGUAUCUGUCGACCUAUGGGAACCAUAACAGACUCGUGUUGGAAGGUUCUUGUUUGUCGAUGUAAUUAUAGAGAUAAAAAAAAGUGGGUUUUUUGCCCUGGAAAUUUUGAUCAAAAGCGUGUUUUUGUUGGGUUAUCAUUCUCAACCUCUCUUCAGCGCAAGAAAUUUCAGCCCCUUAUUGCAGCUUCUGCUCUGUCAGAAUCAGAAUCUAAGAUACUGGUUGCAAGUGAAGAAACACAGAUAAAUGAUACAGACGAGCCCAAAACUGUCAAUGUCAGAUUCAAAUUACAGAAAGAAUGUGCAUUUGGCCAGCAUUUCCUAAUUGUAGGAGAUGAUCCAGUUUUCGGCUUGUGGGAUCCAUCAGAUGCAAUACCAUUGAAUUGGUCCGAUGGACAUGUAUGGUCUGUUCAGCUGGAUCUCCCUAUUGGGAAGGUGAUCAAAUAUAAGCUCAUACUGAAAGGAGUCCGUGAAGAAAUAUUGUGGCAGCCGGGCCCUGAUAGAGUUCUUCAAACAUGGGAAACGGAAAAGACGAUAACUGUUUCGGAAGAUUGGUACAAUCCCGAGCUCCAAAUGAUUAUGGAGCAGGAGGAACUCGUAACUCAUAUGAGUGAGGAACCUAUGAUUGAUUCAGAAUUAAUGCUGGAUGCUGAGAAUUUAACUCAACCUGUACAAGAGGAUGAGACUGAUGUAAAUAAGGAAAGUACGAGUGCGAAUGGCAAUUUUAGGCUCAUGGAGAACCCAUUGCCCGAUAAGGCUGCUGAAAUGGUUGCAGAUAACAUUACUGAGGAAAAGAGAGAACCAGAUUUGAAUACACGUGAUGAAGUGUCUGGUCCUGUGAGUGUGACUUGUGCAGAAAAGGAAGAGAGGGUUCUUGGAAAUGACGGCUCAGCGAUCAAUGGAAGUGACUCAUUGAGCUCGAGAGAUGAAGGAAGCCUAUUUCCUGAUGAAGGGGUUCCUGUUCUGGUACCGGAUUUGGUUACGAUGUCAACGGUAGAGAUUCGAGAAGAAUCGCUAAAGGAAAUGGAGAAAAAAAAUGCUGCUAAUGUUUUAGUUGAAUCUGAUAAAGUCAAGUUGUCUGAUUCACAAGAGGAAGAAUAUGCAUCUGCCUCAUUGCAUCCUACAGGAACUAGUGAGACAAUGAUCAAUAAGAAAAAAGAACUGCAUGUCAAUGAAUGUGCAGAGAAAACUAUCAUUAUCCAGUCGAAGGAAGAAUAUGCAUCUUCCUCGUACCAUCCUUCGGGAAAUAGUGAGACGAUGAUAGAUAAGAAAGAAGAACCGGAUGUCUAUGAACGUGUAGAGAAGCUGCAGCAAAGUCAAGAAGAAGAUAAUCCAAGUAAAGAGGAACUGCAAGAUAGUGUCUUGGAAAGUGAUUUACAAUGGGGUCGAAGAACUCUGCAGAAAUUCCUUGCUAACUUGGGAUUUCAGUAACAUUACAGAUGUUUCAAGGCUUCUAGCAGCGAAAGUUCAUUGAAAUUUUGAGAAAAUAGCAGCAGAGGUUGCCAAACUAUUGCCCGUGUUGCAUGUUUCGUCCCCCACUUUUAAAGAUAGAGCAUUUUGGUCUUUAAUCUUUCUCCUGUUGUACACUUAGUCUCCCAAUCUCUCUUUUGGGUGAAAUAUCUAUAUGUAUUGAUUCUACUGUUGCAUGGGAUACGUUUUGUACGGUUUGGAUAUGUCAAAUGUUAUUGCAUAUGUACCAUUACAAUUUCUGUGUCAUUUCCAAAGGCAAUGUACAGAAUGAGUGCAACAUUUCUAUUAUUA
Messenger RNA from Olea europaea var. sylvestris, 1930 nucleotides. RefSeq lists its product as uncharacterized. The record is from RefSeq and is a predicted model, not a curated record. Gene Ontology annotation, molecular function: starch binding. The coding region runs from base 188 to 1600 and encodes 470 amino acids. Gene Ontology annotation, cellular component: membrane. Lineage: Eukaryota; Viridiplantae; Streptophyta; Magnoliopsida; Lamiales; Oleaceae. The transcript is spliced from 5 exons.